Paramuricea clavata is the source of this 839-nucleotide messenger RNA. The record is from the annotation of a GenBank genome assembly. Lineage: Eukaryota; Metazoa; Cnidaria; Anthozoa; Malacalcyonacea; Plexauridae.
GUCAAUACAUCAAAUAAGGAAUUACUCAGCGAGGUUGAGAGACUUCAGAGAAUGCAACGCGGGAAAAGUCUAAACGAAAGUUUUGAUUCAGAGGCCUUUAACGAGACAGAUGCUCUACAACAAAGGGUAUUAAUUUAUCUUAUUUGUAUUUAGUGCCGUGCCUAAUGAACUGUGUAAAUAAUUGAAUGCCUUUUUAAUUAUUUAACUAGUAAGGAUCAUCAUCUCUUAUUGAUCCAGUUUUACUACAGGAGGAAACCUAAACUAACUUUAUUUAUACUGGAUAGCUCUAUCAGUUCUAAAGUGUUCUUCCUAGAGGUCCAGUAAGGGUCAUCUCUUAUUGAUCCAGUCUUACUACAGGAGGAAACCUAAACGAAACUAAUUUUAUUUAUACUGGAUAGCUUUAUCAGUUUUAAACUGCUCUUCCUAGAGGUCCAGUAGGGAUCAUCUAUUAUUGAUUCAUUGUUACUACAGGAAGAAACCUAAACUAAACUAACUUCAUUUAUACUGUGUGGAUAGUCCCAUUAGUUCUACCGAAGGAAACCAGCGCGGUGUUUGGGAGAGUCAAGGUGAACUCUUUAUUGUAGGAAUUGAACCCCAUGUCACAGGUGAAAGGCGCGUGCACUAACCACCAAUCAUUACUUGUUGUAAAAUAAUCUUUACCUUUUACAAAACGUAUUGUAAUUUUUUUCUAGUUGCUGAUUCUGGAAGAGGAACGAAGUGUGUUGGACAUGAGUGUCCGCCAGUUGAUGUCGGAGAAAGAUGAAGUCGGAAAAGAAGUGAAUCUCUUGACACAGAAAGUUAUAACUUUGACCGAAGAACUUGCUGACAGUAAAAGCGAA